This is a messenger RNA of Priceomyces carsonii, 426 nucleotides long. Its product is annotated as type 1 protein phosphatase-activating protein YPI1. Lineage: Eukaryota; Fungi; Ascomycota; Pichiomycetes; Serinales; Debaryomycetaceae. The transcript has a single exon. Gene Ontology annotation, molecular function: protein serine/threonine phosphatase inhibitor activity; protein phosphatase 1 binding. The record is from RefSeq and is a predicted model, not a curated record. Bases 1 to 426 code for a protein of 141 amino acids. Gene Ontology annotation, cellular component: nucleus.
AUGGAGCAGUCUCGCAACGCAGGGACGCCUUCUCAAACUGAGGUUGAGAGUCCGGCUCCUCCAGCAACUCUUCACUUGAGACUGAAUGGGACAGAAAAGAAGGAUAAAAAGAAAAAGAAGAAGUCAAAGCAGAAGGUAAGAUGGAAAGAAGAUGUAGUGGAUAAUGAAAACAUGAAUAAGAAGAAAACUAAGAUUUGCUGUAUUUUUCAUCCUCAAAGGGAUUUCGGCGAACUGAGUACUGAUUCCAGCUCGGAUAGUGAUUCAGACAGUGAUCUGAGUGAUUCCAGUGAUGCAUGCCAUAACCAUGACCAUGAUCAUGGUCCCGAAAGGGAAAAUAGUGAUGUUCCAAAGAGAGCACCAAGUCCUAAUGCUUAUGAAAAACAGCCUACAUACAAGAACAAAUCUACAGUUCCAAAUAAGGAUUAG